CUUUUUUGUUUUUUAUCACUUCGCAAAAUUUGAAUUUUCUUGCAAUUUUCCGACCUAGAAAUGCAAGUUUGGGAAUUAAAUAAGGUGUGAAAAUUCAAUUCAACGUUGAAAUUAUACUCGUCUUAGUUACUUUUGCUGGAUUUUUCAUCCACUGAACAGUCUUUAUUCAGAGAUGCAAUAAUUUCCUUCAUCACCGGAUUGAAUUUUUCGAUAUCAGUACCAAAGAAGCAGUCAUCUCUCAACUUCAUUUUCUUCAAUCACGAUUAAAAUAUCUUCACGAUGUCUAAUAAAAGGAAACCAGAAGACCAAUCGUUCAUAGAAGAAAGCGAUUUAUUAACUAUCAGACCUUUGGGAGCCGGUCAAGAAGUGGGUCGAUCAUGCAUUAUGUUGGAAUUCAAAGGAAAAAAGAUCAUGCUGGACUGUGGAAUUCAUCCUGGUCUUACCGGCAUGGAUGCUUUACCUUUCGUCGAUUUGAUCGAAGCCCAUGAAAUAGAUUUACUCUUAAUUUCUCAUUUUCACUUGGAUCAUUGCGGUGCAUUACCUUGGUUCUUGAUGAAAACCAAUUUCAGAGGACGUUGUUUCAUGACUCAUGCCACUAAAGCCAUUUACAGAUGGUUGCUUUCAGAUUGUAUCAAAGUCAGUAAUAUAUCUACCGAACACAUGCUCUAUACCGAAGCAGACUUGCAGAAAAGUAUGGAUAGAAUUGAAACCAUAAACUUCCACGAAGAGCGGGAUGUUGGCGGCGUAAGAUUUUGGGCGUAUAACGCUGGCCAUGUAUUAGGAGCUGCGAUGUUUAUGAUUGAAAUAACCGGAGUCAAAAUCCUGUACACUGGAGAUUUUUCGAGACAGGAAGAUAGGCAUUUAAUGGCUGCAGAAAUACCAAGCGUUCAUCCUGAUAUUCUAAUCACGGAAGCAACUUAUGGAACCCAUAUACACGAAAAACGAGAAGAACGAGAAGCUCGUUUCACCUCUAUCGUACAUGAUAUCGUCACUCGAGGAGGUAGAUGCCUUAUUCCAGCUUUUGCAUUGGGUAGAGCUCAAGAAUUACUGCUCAUGUUGGAUGAAUACUGGGCAUCUCAUCCCGAACUCCACGAUAUACCUAUUUAUUAUGCGUCAUCUUUGGCUAAAAAAUGUAUGGCUGUGUAUCAAACGUAUAUUAAUGCGAUGAAUGAUCGUAUAAAAAGACAGAUAGCUGUUAAUAAUCCUUUUGUAUUUAAAUACGUUUCUAAUCUGAAGGGUAUUGAUCAUUUCGAAGAUAUAGGACCCUGUGUUGUUAUGGCAUCGCCUGGUAUGUUACAAAAUGGGUUGUCCAGAGAACUGUUUGAAGCGUGGUGUACCGAUCCGAAAAAUGGUGUCAUAAUUGCUGGUUAUUGCGUCGAAGGAACUCCUGCCAAACAAAUUCUCUCAGAUCCUGAAGAAAUAACUACGAUGACUGGACAGAAAUUACCGCUGAAGAUGUCCGUUGAUUAUAUUUCAUUUUCGGCUCAUACAGAUUAUCAACAAACUAGCGAAUUUAUUCGAAUUUUGAGGCCUCCUCAAGUGAUUUUAGUUCACGGUGAACAAAAUGAAAUGCAGCGUUUGAAAUCUGCUUUGGAGAGAGAAUAUGAAAACGAUCCAGAUACCUUGAUUACUGUGCAUAAUCCGAAAAACACGCAAUCUGUUGAUUUGUACUUCACCGGAGAAAAAACCGUUAAAGUAAUUGGAUCGUUAGCUGUAGAGAAACCUGCAGGAGGACAAAAUCUGAGUGGUAUUUUGGUAAAAAGGAAUUUCAGUUAUCAUAUGGUUGCACCUAGUGAUCUAUCGAAAUAUACCGAUAUGACAAUGAGUCAAGUCACUCAGCAACAAUCCGUUAGCUUCUCUGGAUCACUGGCUGUGCUUAAAUUCUUAUUGUCACAUUUAGCCGGAUGCUUGGAACAAUUAGAUGACAAAAGAUUGCGUGUGUACAAAGCAAUAGAUAUAUCGAUAGAAAAUCGUAUGGCUGUGCUUGAGUGGGUGGCUACCCCAGUAAAUGAUAUGUAUGCUGAUGCAGUCUUAUCUGCAAUCUUGCAAGCUGAAGCAAUCGGAGGGACUGUUUCUAAAACUAUUCCUCUUCCUGCAAUGAAAAUGGACAGAAGCCAUUUCAAAGAAUGUUUAAUUGAAUUAUUACAAGAUAUGUGUGGCGAUGAAGCAGUUCCUAAAAUUUUCAAGGGCGAUAAAUUAACAAUUACGUUGAACAAUCAAAAAGUUAAUAUUGAUUUAUUGAAUUUGGACGUGACUUGUGAAGAUGAAAGUAUUCAACAAAUAAUCCAAACUGCUGUUACUCAAUUACAUAAUUCAUUAGCUCCUGUGGUUAUCGACCUUCAUUCUUAAUAUUUUCAUUUUGGUGAUAACCAAUUUUAUAUGUUUGUAAAUUUUUCAAUUAAAAUAUGUGUAAUUAUAUAAAAAACGUUUUUCGUGAUAUUUAUUCUGCUUUGAAAAGAAUGAAAUGUGGAUAAUUGUAAUUUUCCUCGUCGUAUUAAAAAUCAUUUUACUCGAAA
Molecule: messenger RNA, 2516 nt
Organism: Planococcus citri (citrus mealybug)
Lineage: Eukaryota; Metazoa; Arthropoda; Insecta; Hemiptera; Pseudococcidae
Gene: Cpsf73
Product: cleavage and polyadenylation specificity factor 73
Exons: 16
Coding region: 280-2349 (689 amino acids)
Biological process (GO): mRNA 3'-end processing by stem-loop binding and cleavage
Cellular component (GO): mRNA cleavage and polyadenylation specificity factor complex
Molecular function (GO): 5'-3' RNA exonuclease activity; RNA endonuclease activity; RNA binding
Source: RefSeq, a predicted model, not a curated record